CAUUCGUUAGCAGGACCUAGCACUGCUUACAGUUGUAACUGUGGCAAGGCAAGAAAUCAACGAUCUCAUACGCAUAGUACCAUCAGCAGCACAGUACGGAAAGAAUUGGCGUCCUACGAAAAUCCCCAUCAGUCGCUUCCCCCGGUCAAAGUGUUGCCGGCAAAGCGAAAUGCCAGUACCGAGAGUUUAGACUUGCUUAACAGACUGAAUGACGAGUGCUCCUGUGCAAUCUUUAGUCCAAAUUCAAUCGACGGAACCACUUGUAAAAAAUGCAAACGAAAUUUGGCGGCUUCCGAUGUUCAACGAGCCCAGAAGAAGUACAACUCUUCCAAAUACAAGGAUGCUUCUACUUCACCGAAAUCGAACAGCCCUCUCCGAACAUUGGAACCAAGAAGCCCUCGGAGUCCCAAAAGUCCCAAAAGCCCAUGUGCGGAAGCUUCAACGGACACGAAAUUUGACUUUCCUUGCUCACCAAAAACAGUAAGCCACUACAAACGUCUGUCGACAUUGAGUAUCAAUUCAGGAAAUAAAACCGCAAGCACUAGUCCAAUAAAACAACAGCCAUCGCCGAAAGUAAGUCCCAAUAAGCUGGUUCCAGUACGAAAUGAACGCAUUUUGGAGAAAUCUAAUUCGCUGGGAGAAAGUAAACCACAGAAACAACUUUGCACGACACGGAGUCUAUCGCCAAGACCUCCGGUAAAACAUCAACACUCGAUUAUGGUAUCCGAUGAGAACGAUAUUGUGUCGGUGAAGUUAUCUCCGAACGAAGAAUUCGACGAAAGCAGUGAAAAAGACAAGGACAAAGCGCACAGUGAAAUUACUUCCCCGAAUCUGUCCGAUUGUGGAACUUUGCAGCCAAAAGAUGGUAGUAAUUUGACAACAGCCACUAACAGAAGCACAAGUUGUUUGGUAUACGUCCCUUCGGAUCCUUGGACCCGCAUGUCUGGUAGAAUAUCUCCAAUACCAGCUAUCAAGAAAGAACAACACAAACCCAGAGAGCUGGAAAGCAAAUCAUUUAGCAAACCUAAUCUAGAAUAUCUGGAAGACUCCGAUCCUUGGGUGUGGCGGUCUAACAUUAACCUGAACGAGCGAUAUGUGAAAAAGAAAGGAUCGCUCCCCCAUCAGGCUAAAUCGCUAAGUAGUGCUCGCAGUAGGGACGAACUGUUGGAUUCUAGACAGAUGCGUUUGUGCCAGCAGCGAUCGCUGACGAAAUUCGAUAAAAAUUUGACUAUUCCGGGAAUUGAUCUACACUUCGAUGCACGUAAAAAGAUCACUCGACCAAAGCUCCAGAGAUCGAAAUCUCCAGCAUUCUAUGAAGAGUUCUUCCAAGCUGAGAAGGACAAAACUCUCAGCAAAAACAAAUCCGUAUCGUCACUGAAGAUCGAAAAAAACACUAGUAACUGCAAUAUCAACGGUACUAAAUGUACUUGCGCCGAGAUAAACUCGCUGAGUCGAAACAGUAAUCACAGCAAUCAACCCAAAUGCGAACACAUUUACAAAUCUACCACGAGCAUAACUUCUCCAACGACCAAAAAGCAGCCCUCACCCAAAUUGAACAUUCCACCACAUUCUCCGAAAACGCCAUCCCAACAAACCAAUCAACCGGAACUAGUGAAAGCCUCACUAACCGUACUGAACCCGAACCUGUUGCAACCGAGGCACAGUUUUUCCACACCGUCACAGAAGGACGACGAGUUACAGCUGAACAUACGUCGCCUCAGUGAACAGAUGAACAAAUACAAUAGCUUAGGAGCAGGUUAUCUCACCCAGACACCAUCGCCCAGUUUUAUGAACGACACCAUUCCGCUGGAGAAGAAGAAAAAUAGCGGAAGCGGAGGUCUGAUCUCCACGGCUGGCAUUGUCGGAACAACACAAUCACAGAAGCGAGCUUCGUCGCAUACAAUGAUUAACGAACCAAUACUUGAGACACGAUGCUGAAGCACGGACGGAUUAUAGGCAAAAUCUAUGUAGCGACAUUUUUUCGGUUUACCGUUUUGGUUCCUGCAUUUGAGUGUUGAUGUCUUGUUGUUUAAUUAUAACUAGAACAUAGACACCGAUAGCUAGUCGAAAUUGUAAUCGAUAAUCAUCGUAACGUGGAGAUGACGCUGUUAGAUUAUUCCGCAAGUACCUACUCACAGCUUGUCCCUAGAAUAUCAACAGAUCGUUAUUCGAACAAAAAAGGCUUGCGGAGAACUAGUGCAAUUCUAAAUGUAGAAAUAAAGUGGGACCGCGCCAUGAUGAUCAUUAUUGAUUUUUGUUUUUGUCAUGCCAAUCUGUAAAGUAAAUAGAUAAUAGGAGAAACACAACACGUUAGAUAUAUCGAGGGUGAUGAACGUAUCGGUAGGUCAGCUGCAUACUUAAAGGAAGGUAAAUCUAGUUUAAAUUGUUACUGAUAUCAUUUCCCCCCCUCUUCGGGAAGUCAUAAAACCAGUUUCUUCUGAAAGUGAAAAUUACAUUCAUAAAGCAGUUCUCCCAACAAGUUGGUGGUUCGUUAAAAAUUUAAUGUUGGUAAAGUUUCUACUGCUGUUCACAAAUCACAUUUAUAUUCUAAAUACAUUUUGAUUGAUUUCAGUUCAAUUCAUAACCGGAACUGCGGUUAAACGUUGCGUAUUUAACAUGUGCGCAAAAUUUCUUCAGUUAUCUUCCCAGCAGAGGCUCUAAAACUUGAAACAGAAUCUGGUGCGUAGAAACGUAACUUUGAAAAAACGAAACGGAGAAAUUAAGCCUCGAAUCAUAUUCUGGACACGUGCGAGCGAAGAGAACCACCCUGACUUCCAAUUUCUUGAAACAGAAUCUGGUGCGUAGAAACGUAACUUUGAAAAAACGAAACGAAGAAAUUAAGCCUCGAAUCAUAUUCUGGACACGUGCGAGCGAAGAGAACCACCCUGACUUCCAAUUUCUUAGAAUACUGAUUCACCUAAACUGCCAACAUUUCGAAGAAAUGAUUCUAUUUUAAUCGAUCUAUUUGUAUAAAAAGUUUAAUCUCUUGUAAAUACUAUUCGAACCUUCAAACAUUUCAACUUAGGAUAAAAUACGAUAAACAUUAAUAAUAUAAUACCGCCUAAGUCCUACUGCAUCAGUGGGCAAGUGAAAGCAGUUCUUUGAGCUACACUUUCUGACAAAUCUGACACAAUUUCCCUUCGAAUACUGCUGAUAAACAGGAAAACCCAAAAUUGUCAAUACAAGGCGGAUAGGGCUUAUUUAAAGCGUUGGCAACGCAUACAUUCUCGUCUGAUUGAUGAACUUAAAAUUGUGCCAACAUCUGCGAGCCACUGAAAUCAUUAAUAUUCAAUAUCCCGGGAUUUACCAUAGCAACAAGCGGUCAUUUGAUAUAAUUCAAUAGACGCACCGAGUUAAAGAUAGCAUAAUUAAUAAGUAAAUUAAGACAGACGUAAAUUCAUAUGAAUUUUGAACGAACAAAUAUCACUACUAAAUGUGUAUAAUGGACUCAACUUCAGUUAGAGGAAACUUUAGUUAAACAAAAUCAAGCAUUCGAACAAUUUACAAAAACAUAUUUAGCAGCAGUCUUUCAGUCAGAAAUAAACAAAAAUAUUAACAAAAACAAGUAAAAUAACUGAAUGGUAGCCAACGAACAAGGAUUUACUGGAAGGAUAUGUGGCAAACUGAGAAUUGAACUAUACACAGAAUUAAAUCAGAAAUGCAACCACACACCCAUACACAUAUUAUGUACUUGCAUACGACAGACAUUAUUGUAAUGUGAAUAAAUAUUUUUUUCUUAUACAAA
This is a messenger RNA of Malaya genurostris, 3745 nucleotides long. RefSeq lists its product as uncharacterized. NCBI's taxonomy places the organism in Eukaryota, Metazoa, Arthropoda, Insecta, Diptera, Culicidae. The record is from RefSeq and is a predicted model, not a curated record. The annotation marks the transcript as partial. The transcript has a single exon.